GAUGAGAGUGUUCCAUCAAAAUUGCAAACAGAACAUUUAUCUCUCCCUCUGAACAAAAAAAAGCAAUUGAAAUAAUAUUUGCGCCAAAAAUUUCAACCAACGCAAUAUAAUAUAUCCACCUGAGAAUGGCAGAAAUUUACUCCAAAUUUAGUACGGAUUCUCACAUCAAUCUUGCACAAAGUGAUCUCAAAUUAUAACUACUUCAAUGUGGUUCUGACAGCGUGGGAGUGAGAUUUCCAAUUUAAAUUUUCUACAAUGUGAAAAAAAAACCGCUAAACACACGUGAACAUUCCACCUGGUGAUGCAUUUUGUUAAAAUUAUACACAACAACAUUGUAAUACAUUGUUGCAUUUUGUGAAGAAGUUGUAUUGAAAAAUUAUCAAUUUUAAUAGCGUAAUUGUAGUACAUCGUGGAAAAUGAUGCAUGUCGCAGUUAAUAAUUCAGAAGAUUGUUUGUGUGUGUUGGACUUGAAUUGCAUCAGUGCACUUUGAAGUUUUGCCUGUGUGAAGGAACAAGGAAAUGUGUUAAGUAUAUUCAUUGAUUGAAAAGUGAUAGUUACCAAAUUGAAACAGUUUGCAAAUGUUUUUAGUUUUUGGGUGAAAAUUCUGUUUUUUUUCUUUAUCACUUGUUGUUUUGCUCCCAAUGUAAAAAAGAUAUAUUCGAAGUCACGGAGAAUACGAUAAGAAUUUUAAAACAAGUGCGAUACAUUCUUUCUAGGGUGCAAAGAUAGAAAAGAGAAACGAUCUUAAAUGUGCCAGUUACAAGAGUUUACACAACAAAAUGCAAAAUUUUAUGAAUUUCUUCAAUCAAAUGGAGAAAGAUCUCCCCAAGAGACAGUGUCGCUACCAAAAUAUCAAUGGCAAUUCUGCCGGUCGUCAAGGAUGGUCGGAUGAAAUUGACUUUGAUUUGAACAAUGAGCUGAGCAGCAAUGGAUAUAGCUUAAAUGAAAGUUUGCUGUAUUCGAGCUUGACGGUGCUGAAACAGGAAGUUCCGUCACCAACUCAAGAUGUCCACAAGAAUCUUCCUCAGCUCAAUGGCACUGCCACGGUGAAUGAUGUUGUCAAGAGGCAGCAUUCUGGCAAUGAAAAUAUCGCUCCGACUGAUCAGCAGCAGCAUCAGAAGCCACAGCAGCAGCAGCAACAACAGCAACAACAGCAGCAACAGCAGCAACAGAAUGGAGUUAUUGAGGCAAAUCAGCAUCUUGGUUUGCAUCAUUUACUCCAAGACAAUGACUUUGAAGCCACAAAUGGAAGUGGACAGUCACAAGAUGGUAUGUCUGGCAUGACACGAAAGGAGACACCAAUUUCCGAUGAUUGCAGAUUUCAGUACGUAUUGGCGGCCGCAACGUCAAUUGCAACCAAGAAUAAUGAAGAUACACUCACGUACCUCAAUCAGGGCCAGAGUUAUGAGAUUAAACUGAAGAAAUUGGGCGAUUUGUCGCUGUAUCGCAAUAAAAUACUGAGGAGCAUCAUCAAGAUUUGCUUCCACGAGAGGCGUCUUCAGUACAUGGAGAAGGAGCAGAUGCAGCAGUGGCAGUCAUCAAGGCCCGGAGAACGUAUAGUUGAGGUCGAUGUGCCACUUUCGUAUGGACUGUGCCAUGUAUCACAGCCAUCGAAUCCCAGUCUCUUCAAUACUGUGGAGAUCCUCUGGGAUCCCAUGAAGGAGGUUGGUGUCUACAUUAAGGUCAAUUGCAUCUCCACUGAAUUUACACCCAAGAAGCAUGGAGGGGAGAAGGGGGUGCCAUUUAGGAUUCAGGUGGAGACGUACUUGGACACCAAGCACAAUUCCGAGGUGACUGUGAAGCCAAUUCAUGCGGCUGCGUGCCAGAUAAAGGUGUUUAAGCUCAAGGGGGCCGAUCGGAAGCACAAGCAAGAUCGAGAGAAAAUUCAGAAGCGUCCACCAUCGGAGCAGGAGAAGUAUCAGCCGAGCUAUGAGUGCACAAUUCUCAAUGAUAUCUCAAGUGAUAUGAUUGUGCCACAAGUUUGCUACAGUCCAGACAAUGGUAAGACGGCCAUUUCGCCAAUUGUGCCCAAUUCUCCGGUUCAUGUUCCCAAAUACGAUGGUGUUAUGCAGCAAUUUGCAAAUACCAAUAACAAUCCAAUCGCCAUCAACAAUGUAUCAUCCACCAAUUCAGCCAUGUGCAAGAUCAUUGACCAGAGCAUCAUGUCACCAGCUCAAAUGGACUCUGAUGAAAUGAUCCCGACAAUUUCCAAAGAUUCGACGCCAGCCCACUUAACACAGUGGAUGAAUUACCAUCGGUUGACACAGUAUGUUAAUACAUUUGCACACUUCAGUGGCGGCGAUCUGCUACGCAUGUCCAAGGAAGAUCUCAUUCAGAUUUGUGGCCUAGCUGAUGGAAUCAGAAUGUACAACAUUUUGCAUGCAAAAGCUAUUACACCUCGUUUAACAAUCUUCGUGAGCUUCGAUGGCACUUGCUAUCAUGCCAUUUAUUUGCACAGCAGCCAGACGAAGGAGUUGGUUCAGAAGCUUGCACGUCUGCCCGGAUUCUAUGAUACUCAGUUCAAUGGCAACAUGAAUGGUGCUGAUGGCGGAAAUAUGUACAAUUCUUGGGGAGGAUUGCAGUCAAAAUUUGCUGGCAGUGGAUCCAAUUUGUACGAUGCUACUAAGUUUACAGUGUUCAUCAAUGGACCAAAUGCAAUCCAUGUCCUUGUGACCGAUGACGUCAUCAGCAACAUGAAGGAUGAGAGUUUAUUUACGCUCGAAGUGCAAAAUGGGAAGAUUCUCAUGAAAGCCGUCUACAAAACUGAGUAAAUUUUCAUAUUUUUUUUUUCGAUAAUUUCGGAAUUUUUUUUUAGUUUGUUUUAUUUUUUGUUUAACUUGUUUAAUCGGAAAACCACUAUCAGUAACAUAUCAUGAGUAAUUUAUGAGGAAAAGUCGAAGGAGCUCAAUGGGGCUUCUUGAAAUGACUUUUCUGGGUGUUGGACAUGAUUAAGUUUCUUUUUGCAAUGUUAUUUUAAAUGUUGAUAGAGAUGCUGACGAAAGCAUCGUGAAAUUUAAAUUUAUGGUAGAUUAAUUGAAAGAAAAAUCGUGGUACAAUAUUUCACAUGAGAUUUAAGAGCGAGGAUCUUAGUUUUUUUAUCUAAAUAUUAUGCGUUUCAUUCUAUUAAUUGACCAAGAGGUUAUUUUGGAAUGUGAGGUUAUGUUGAGGUUAUGUUUUCGAAAUAACAGUCAGGGGUUGGAAUACAGUAGACUCUCUCUCAAUUGGGCAUUUGGGGCGAAAUGUCAUCCGGUUUAUCGAUAGAUUUUGGGGUCAAAGCCUUUGUAAAUUCCACAAAAAGCGCUCAAUUAUAAAGAAUCCCGAUAAAAUAGGAAGAACUACAGCGAAUUUGAGCGAAUUAGCUUCAUAAUUGAACGAGAAAAUUGUCAACAAAAUUUUUCGCCCGGCUGAAAAAGAGCCGAUUGAGUGAGAGUCUACUGUAUCAUAAAUUGGAUUCCCUUCGAGUCUGAGAAAUGUCAAAAUACGUUUUUGAAACAAAAGUUAUCAUGUUUCCUGUUAUUUUAAAUCAAAUGUCAUAAAAUCGCUUAAUUUCUUGCAUAAAUAUUGCUAGAUUAUGAGAUUUUUGCAAAAAACUGAUAUUUCUAGUGAAGUUUUUGCAAAUAUCACGCGAUUUUUUGCAAAUAACAUCUGACCAUGUGAUUUUUUGACUGAGUUUUGCACUAAUACCGCAAGAUCGCGCGAUUUCUGUGAACUUUCCGCAUUAAGAUCGCGAGAUCGCGCGAUUUCCUGUACUAAAAUCGUCAGAUCGCGCGAUAUCCUGUACUAAAAUCGUCAGUUCGCGCGAUUUCCUGAACAGAAAUCGUCAGAUCGCGCGAUUUUCUACACUAAAUCGCCAAUAAAGUAUCACGAACUUUGGACACAGACUCUUUGGUCCCUUAGAGUUCAUUUUUCUUUAGGAUCAUCCAAAAGUCUCUUUAAGACACUAAAACGCAAGAGUAAUCAAGGUGUUUUGAUAACUUGACAGUUUAAAUUGAGGUUAGAUUGCCUUUUGAUUAAAAAAAAUGUGAAUUAUGCGUUUAAGAUGAGUCUCAGAGGCAGGAUUUUGUCAAAACUUAGUCUUAUAUUGAAUUCAAAAUUUCGAAAUUGAGGUUAAGUCCAACAUAACCUCAAUUUGCAAAUCAAUCUCUUGGCCAAAUAAGAGAAUUUGCGACUAUAUUUUAGAUACAGUAUUUGAGGUGUGCUUUUUUUAAUUUUAAAUUCUUUUUGAUAAAUGGUAAUUCAUUCACAGAAUGGUGGAUAUUUUUUUUUAAAUCAUAGUUUUUAAGGUUCAUUUUUUAGGGUUAGAUGAAAAAAAAACUAUUUUCUAAAAAUAGAUAAAAAAAAACAAGAGCUAAAAUGAAUACGAUGGUGCAAAAGAAAAUCUGCAGGCAGAAAGUACAAUUUACAUGAAGAUGAAAAUGAAUAAUAUCUCUAAAUAUUGCAAAUAUAUUUUUUUGUUAGUUUAUAAACCCUUUUAAAGGAAGUGCAUUUGUUAGGAAAAAGAAACAAGAAUCGUGAUGAAUUAAUAAAAGAAAAAUAGAGGCACAUUCAUCAAAAGUGAAAGAAAUGCAAUUUAUUCAAUGGGAAAAGUUGAAAUGAAUGGAUAUUAAAUUGAUAAGAAAUGAAUUGUAAGAAAAAAAUAUAUAUUUUAGAGUCUAUUUUAUAUACAAAUAAAAUCUUUUUAUCGUAUUUUUUUUCUAAGGAAACUUAAAGCUAGAGCAAAAACCUUUUGAUGAAUAUUACAGAAAAAAAGUCGUCGCUUAACACAUUGGAAAAAGUCUUUUGAUGGCAGAAAAAUUAUUCACAUUGUGAUAAGUGAUAUAAUUUUAGAACAGUUGCCAAAAAAAAAACAUAAGAUUGGAGUAAAAUCCAAGCGAUUGUUCUUAAGUAAUUUUAAUGGCCAAAUAGCAGAAAUUUCCCUUCACAUUCUAAUCCAAAAGAAAAUAAAUGUUCUUGCUAUUUGUUGAUAAAAGAAGCAUGCUUUUGUUGUAUCUGGUGGCAAUCUUACUGGAGAGAUGCUUCAAAGAUAAAAGAAUGCCACCAAAAUGUUAAAUAAUAUUCUCAGAAUGUGAAGAUUAUGUGUUUGAUAAUUUUGUUCUUUUCACUUGUACGUUAGAAUUGUGUUUAUCCGAUAGAUGUAAGUUUUACGUUUUGUAGGCAAAUUUGUUACACGUAAUACCUCCAAUUUGCCAUAGAAACAAGAAUAAAAAUUUAAAUAUGACGUCAAAA
This is a messenger RNA of Phlebotomus papatasi, 5227 nucleotides long. RefSeq names its product transcription factor CP2-like protein 1 (gene gem). Gene Ontology annotation, molecular function: DNA-binding transcription activator activity, RNA polymerase II-specific; RNA polymerase II cis-regulatory region sequence-specific DNA binding. The transcript has 11 exons. Lineage: Eukaryota; Metazoa; Arthropoda; Insecta; Diptera; Psychodidae. The coding region runs from base 781 to 2772 and encodes 663 amino acids. The record is from RefSeq and is a predicted model, not a curated record. Gene Ontology annotation, biological process: regulation of transcription by RNA polymerase II. Gene Ontology annotation, cellular component: nucleus.